Olea europaea var. sylvestris is the source of this 591-nucleotide messenger RNA. RefSeq lists its product as uncharacterized. Lineage: Eukaryota; Viridiplantae; Streptophyta; Magnoliopsida; Lamiales; Oleaceae. The coding region runs from base 1 to 591 and encodes 196 amino acids. The record is from RefSeq and is a predicted model, not a curated record. The transcript has 2 exons. Gene Ontology annotation, cellular component: membrane. Gene Ontology annotation, molecular function: glycosyltransferase activity.
AUGGUCGAAGCAGAACGCAGACUACUGGCCAAUGCUCUUCUUGAUUUCUCAAACCAUUAUUUUGUUCUCCUCUCUGAAUCAUGCAUUCCCCUUUAUAAUUUUUCCACAAUAUACUCUUACCUAAUGAACUCGACCCAAAAUUUUGUGGAGUUGUACGAUUUACCUGGCCCCGUCGGUCAAGGAAGGUACAGCAUCCUAAUGCAGCCAUUGAUCAAGCUCGAGCAAUGGAGAAAGGGCUCUCAAUGGUUUGCAAUGGACAGAGAUCUUGCAAUUGAAGUUAUAGCUGACAAUACUUAUUUUCCAGUGUUCCAAAAAUAUUGCAAUGGCUCAUGUUAUGCUGAUGAGCAUUAUUUGCCAACGUUUGUGAACGUGAAAUUUGAAGGGAGGAAUUCAAAUAGAACUUUGACUUGGGUUGACUGGUCCAAGGGUGGGCCCCAUCCUUCCCAGUUUUUAAGGACAGAUGUUACUCCAGAGUUCUUGGAGAAGUUAAGGAGUGAAAAUUCAUGCUCACAUUUUUAUCACAAUUUCUCUUAUCAGAUAGUAACUGAGUUGAGUUCUACUGGCCAGUUGAUCUAUGGAGUUGAGCCAUAG